Molecule: messenger RNA, 283 nt
Organism: Notothenia coriiceps (black rockcod)
Lineage: Eukaryota; Metazoa; Chordata; Actinopteri; Perciformes; Nototheniidae
Product: complement C5-like
Exons: 3
Cellular component (GO): extracellular region
Source: RefSeq, a predicted model, not a curated record
CAGGUUCCCUCGGAGGACUUCCUGUGCGUUGGUUUCCGUAUCCGGAUGGGCUUCAGGGUGGAGGGGGCGAGCAAGUCACUGUUCAGCGUCUACGAGCCUCAGGACAAAGGCAGUGAAUGCACCAGACAGUUUUCCUACCAGCAGCAGAAGCUGCAGCGCCUCUGUGUGGACGAGAAGUGCCAGUGCAUGACAGCUGCGUGCGCCGCCUACAGAGGAAACAUGGACCCCACGCUGACCGUCAACAAGCGCACCACGGAGACCUGCAGGCCGCACAUCACAUACG